AUGGACGGCCAUCACCGACUAACAGCGGCGCUAUUCAUUGUGACUCUGUCCGUUUUGCAUCUUGUCCAAGCUCAGGAUCAGUCAGCCGUUUUCCUUAGUCUUGUAGGAUUCAUCAGCUUGGACUGCGGGUUACCCACUAAUGAGUCUCCAUAUACCGAGCCUUUAACUGGACUAAACUUCUCAUCUGACUCUGAUUUCAUCCAAAGUGGAAAAGGUGCUAGAGUUGGUCAAGACUGGGUUUAUGCUUACAAGCAAUAUAAUGCUUUGAGAUAUUUUCCAGAUGGUAUACGGAACUGUUAUAACCUGAGUGUCAAGCAAGGAAUCAACUAUCUAAUUAGAGCUGGGUUCGCAUAUGGAAAUUAUGAUGGCCUGGAUAUAUAUCCCAGAUUCGAUAUAUAUAUUGGUCCUAAUUUGUGGACGACGGUGUAUGCGCGAUUUCAAAUUGACAAUGAGAUCAUUCACAUGGCAAGGUCAAGCAUAUUGCAGAUAUGUCUUGUCAAGACAGGGACAACAACACCAUUUAUAUCAACCUUGGAACUACGUCCACUAAGAAAUGAUUCUUAUUCCACACAAACAGGUUCCUUGCAACAUGUAUCUCGGUGGUUCUAUAAGAACAGUGGCGAUUUACGGUAUUUUAACUCUGAGCAAUUUUCUUAUAUGCCAAACAGUUCGAAUAUUUAG
This is a messenger RNA of Thlaspi arvense, 681 nucleotides long. Lineage: Eukaryota; Viridiplantae; Streptophyta; Magnoliopsida; Brassicales; Brassicaceae. The record is from the annotation of a GenBank genome assembly.